GCUCCUCCACAAAGCCACAAACUUGUUCUCGCCUCAUCCGAGGGGCUCAGAGUCCACCGAGGCAAAGAGGGGAAGCGUGGAGGCAGAGCAGCAGUGCUGGCGGCCGGCGUCCGGCACCUUGGAGCAGUCCGAGUGGGAGAGAGGACGCGGGAGAUGAUCAGCGGCCUCUGCUGGACUCCCACUGAUCACCUCUGAUUGAUUAUCUCUCCAAGCAACAUGAGCUCCUCGUCAGCCAACCCUCGCAGCAAACGCCUGCCCUCCACCAUCUUCUACUUCAUGCGCUUUCUCGGUUAAGUUGCGUUGGAGAACUCAUCGAUGGGAAAUAAAAUCGCCCUUCUGGCAAAGAGCGAUGACCUCAUCCAGUAUUGGGUUGCCACGAAUAGACGCAGCGUCUGGAGAGCUUGCUGGAGGACGCGCGGACGGCGAGCGAGGCCAGAGGCUCCCAGAUGUGGACGCGGCACAGCAGCUCAAGCUACGAGAAAGACAGCGUUUCUUCGAGGAGGUCUUCCAGCAUGACGUGGACGUCUACCUGUCCUCGGCGCACCUGUGCAUCCGAGACUAUAAGAGGCCUCCUAUCGGCAGCAUCUCGUCCAUGGAGGUGAACGUGGACUUGCUGGACCAGAUGGAGCUGGUUGAAAUCUCUGACCAUGAGGCCUUGGAUGUCUUUUACAGCUCUGGGGGAGAAGAGGGGGUGCUGACCUCCCCGCUGCCAGUCCAAGGAAACAACAACAACGAAGUCAUCACUAAUGGACUCCUUCGAAACGUCCUUGAGGGCCUUGACACCAAGUCCCGCACGUCCUCCACAUCUUCAAACUCCUCCUCUGACAGUCAGACCAGCGAUGCCCACGGAGGAGACAAUGCCACCAGCACGGUCAGGCGAAGAGCCGUGGCCCCAGAGAUAGAGAGGGUGAAAGGUCAGACUCCAUCAUCCUAGGGAGCACCCUCCUCAAAACGGGGCUCCACCUGCGGCGCGGCGGUGGUUGACAUCUCGACGGGGGAAAGGAGUGGACAUUGGGACGCUCCUCGGCCACGACACACCGGUUCACACGUACAUACACACUGUACAUUCUGCUUUCAACCGUUCCUUUGAUUUAUGAGGUUUGCUCUGUACUGGUUUAGGAGGUAGAGACUUAGAACUGUAAAUAUGGAUGUUUUUACAUUUUAAUCUGAUGUCUUGGCAUGUUUACAGUUAAUAAGGUUUGCUUUCUGACCACAUGGGACUUCUAGUCGAUAAAUUGUGCAUUUUGUUUAGUAUUAGAUUACUUAUUCAAAACUCUUCACACAGUGAGCACAACAGAAGUAUAUGUGGGCUAAGCUGAGGAUCAAUUAUUAUUGCUUUGGCACAAAAUGCAUUCAAUGACUACAUCUUUCAAAUUUUAUAUCUUUUCUCACUCAGACACAACAACCGCCAAAACUCUGUGUAACUACAGGCCAAUUUGCACAUGCGUACAUACCGUUUUCAAAACUGUUAAACUUAUGUUUAAAACAAUAACAUCAUGCAAAACUGAACGUCUCUUUGCGUUCCUGCAUGAUCUCUGUGGAAGGGUUGUGCCAGGUGAGGAAAGGGAUGCAGAGAGAAGAAAUCAGCCAACAUUUAUUCCACCACUCCCGUGCAGUCACCGAGUGGUUUGCAGCCCAUCCCAGAAUGGUGUCACCUUUCCUCCCACCUCACUCUCCAUUCCUCAACCCCAUAGAGGGAUUCUUUUCCUCAUGGAGGUGGAAGGUUCAUGACCACCUGAUCAAAUGUGAUCAAAUGUCCCUCCUGGACGCAAUGACUGCUGGAUGCCUGGACAUAUCAGCAGAAGAUGGCCAGGGAUGGAUCAGGCAUGCCAGAAGGUUCCUUCCCAGGUGUGUUGCCUUAGAUCACAUAAAAUGGGAUGUGGAUGAGAACCUGUGGCCAAAUAGAGAAGACUGAGUAGAUUAGCAUUACUAUUGUAUCUGUAUCAGUGGACGGUGUGUAUACAAAGUCUUGUAUUUUGGAAUUACUCAGUGCAAAAAAAAAAUAAAAAAAAUGAAUAAAGGACAUGAAAUACAUUGAAGCAUUCUGCAUCAUGUGGGAUUAAUUCCAGUAACAUAAUACAGUGAAUUAUAAAAAAAAACAUUGUAUAAUGCUACGUUAGUGUUUUGUUUUGUGGGUCACAAAGUGUGUUUGUUGGCUGUCAACCUUUUCUCGUGUGACAUGAAUGAAGUGUUUUGGUAGUUUUAGUGCAUUUUGAAUGGGAAAUGAACUGAUGUGGCGAGCUGAAAGUUGGUUAGAACUGUGUGAAGAGUUUUGAAAAAGUGACCUAAGUAUUGAGAAAUGUGUCCAAGCGACUCUAAAAAACUAACAACCCAGAGCAGUAAGGCAGGGACUAGAAUAAAAUAAUUAGCAGCUGUCUAAAAGUAAAUUUGGCAAUAAAAUGCUUAAAGAUCUGUUUUAAUAAUAAAGGAAGAAAGGAAAAUGUAUUAAUGUAUUUCUAAUAGUCAGUUCCUGGUUAUUUCGAAAAGCUCACUACUUCCACAGAAGCUCGAGGAGACAAGGACCCGUUGGGCGGCCUCAUGAAAGUCCGCUAACAAUUUCCACAUGAUUUUCAUAAAGCAGAUGUUAAACCGUUGAAUCAAAUACAGGGAGAGUGAAACAA
This is a messenger RNA of Gasterosteus aculeatus aculeatus (three-spined stickleback), 2621 nucleotides long. NCBI's taxonomy places the organism in Eukaryota, Metazoa, Chordata, Actinopteri, Perciformes, Gasterosteidae. The record is from RefSeq and is a predicted model, not a curated record.